UGUUAUAUGUAUAGGUGACACAAAAAGUGUUCAUGAAUCCGGUACCCAUUUUCAUUUCAAUAUGGUCAAUUUAUUCAAUGUUGAAGCCAUAGAGAGCGCAAAGCCUGUUCUGCUAAUGAUAGUGGUCCAAUCUAUAUAUGCAUUGGUGAAUAUUAUGUUCAAGAUAGUAAUAAAUGAUGGAACAAGCUUAAGUAUUCUUAUUGCAUACCGAUUCAUCUUUUCUACUGCCUUCAUUGUUCCCUUUGCUAUCCUCUUUGAAAGGAAAAGUGUGCACAGCCUUACUGGCAGGGUUAUAUUCCAAGCUUUUCUUUGUGGGUUAUUUGGGGGAUCCUUGCAACAAAACCUAUAUGUUAAAUCUUUGGCCUUGGUAUCUACCACAUAUACUGUAGCCAUGUUAAAUCUCAUCCCUGCCAUUACCUACAUCAUGGUUGUUUCUCUUAGGAUGGAGAAGCCAAAUCUUGGAACUUCAGCUGGGAAUGCCAAGUUACUAGGAACUUUAGUUGGAAUUGGUGGUGCCAUGAUCCUCACAUUAUACAAAGGCAGGAGGUUAUUCAACUGGUCAAUGCACAGUGAUUUAUUGCAACAUGCAUCAUCACCACCACAGGGUGCUCCUGCUAAAUCUCACAUGUGGGGCAUCAUGCUAGCUCUGGCCACUUCUUUCAAUUUCUCAUUGUGGUUUAUAAUCCAGUCAAAGAUGACUCAGAAUUUCCCGUGGCACUAUUCAAUUGCGGCUUUAACUUCUAUAAUGAGCGCAAUCCAAUCGAUUGUAUACGCUCUUUGUACAGAGAGAUAUCGGAGCCAGUGGAAACUUGACUGGAACUUGAGGCUUUUAACAGUCGCUUCAGCGGGUAUAUUGGCCUCUGGUACAUGCUUUGUCCUGUUAGCAUGGUGUGUGCGCUUGAAGGGACCUCUAUUUGUGUCGGCUUUCAAUCCUCUAACGCUUUUGAUGGUGGCCUUAGCCGGAUCAGUCUUACUAAAUGAAUACAUCACCAUAGGAAGUCUAAUAGGAGCUGUGCUGAUUGUGUGCGGAUUGUACAUGUUAUUAUGGGGGAAAAGCAAAGAAACAAGGAAAGUGGAGAGUGAGAUUAUGUCUGCAAAAGGCCCUAUCAAAUGUGAUUCAAUACAUAUUUCGAAUGAGAAGAAGGCGGCAAGUGUUGGUCCUGUUAAAUCAUCAACUCUCAACAAUACUUCCGGCAAAGUAUAACAAUUGAACAUUUGAGGAUCA
Molecule: messenger RNA, 1225 nt
Organism: Medicago truncatula (barrel medic)
Lineage: Eukaryota; Viridiplantae; Streptophyta; Magnoliopsida; Fabales; Fabaceae
Product: WAT1-related protein At1g68170
Exons: 7
Coding region: 62-1204 (380 amino acids)
Cellular component (GO): membrane
Molecular function (GO): transmembrane transporter activity
Source: RefSeq, a predicted model, not a curated record